GCCAUGGCACGCGCGCCGCGCUGCUGCACCGUGGACGGCGUGGUCGCCUUCAUUGGCGUCGUAAGCGCGCUGAUCCACGUGCUCGAGUUCUUCGCCUUCUGGUACCUGCUGGCCGCCUUCUUCAUCCUGACCGGGGACGCGCACCGGCCCGACGACCACUUCUGGGGGCUGCUGUACCCGGCGCUGCUGGUGCUGCACUCGGUGCUGCAGGCGGCCCUGUCCCUGCUGCUCGCCGCGGGCGCACUCAAGAGGCGCAAGGCGUACAUCCUGCCCUGGAUCGUCACCAGCAUCGUGGAGUGCGCGCUGCUCUUCAAGUGCAGCGUCUUCCUCGGCCUGCGAUCGGUGCCCGCCAGCGCGUGGAUCACCGCGACCACCGUGGCCUUCUCGAGCGUCCAGCUCUUCUACGUGUCUUGCGUGGUGCUCUACUUCCGGAGGCUCAAGAAGAUGGAACGCGAGAUCCAGCCGCCGGAGGUGUACAAGUGCCCGUGAUAUCCACAAUAGGAAUUGCGAAGCUGUACAUGGCUCGUUUCCAGCGGAUGAAUGUCCGUGGACCAAGAACCGUGGGCAGAUCCCGAAAAUAGUGCAAUACCAGGCCGGCCCGCGGCGGAGGUGAAGGAGGCUUCAAGAACGCCACCAACUUGCAAAAAUAUGUUUAAUAUCUUGGGUCCAAAUACAACCCGUAUCAGAUAUUAA
Dermacentor andersoni is the source of this 693-nucleotide messenger RNA. RefSeq lists its product as uncharacterized. The record is from RefSeq and is a predicted model, not a curated record. NCBI's taxonomy places the organism in Eukaryota, Metazoa, Arthropoda, Arachnida, Ixodida, Ixodidae.